CCCAUUCUUCUCUCAUUCUACAAUUCUUCCAACCAAAACUUACAUCAAAACAAAAAAGGCCAAAGGAAGAAGAAAGAAAACGGAUUCACCACGAAAUCGGAGCGAUUAAGAGAAUUUGAUAUGGAUAACUUUGAUCUUCAGGACCCAUUGACAAGGAUAGAAGAACAACAAUCCGAUACAAUUUCAGUUCUCUUCUCUUCAGAAUCUGAUCACAUGCCUUCUCACAACUACUUUCAAUGUUUAAAGACCGGUGGCUUCCACGUUUCUUUCCGACGGGAAGCCAUUUCUCUCAUUUUGAAGGCGCAGUAUUCUUGUAACCUUGAUCUCUACACGCAAUACCUGGCGAUUAACUACAUUGAUCGGUUCAUCUCUUGGCAAGAAAUCCCGCAAAGUAAUCCAUGGGUUUUGAGGCUCCUUGCGAUAGCUUGCAUUUCUUUGGCUGCAAAGAUUAAGGAAAUACAUUUCUCCUUCUCUGAUUUCCAGAGAGAAGAAAGAUUCAUAUUUGAUACCCCAGCUAUCCAACGAAUGGAGCUUCUGGUUCUCGAUGCCUUGAAAUGGCGAAUGAGAUCAAUAACACCCUUCUCCUUCAUCACUUUCUUCGUAUCUUUGUUCGAGCCAAAAGAUCCGCCUUUCCCACAAACAUUAGAAGACAGAGCAACAAAUAUAAUCUUCCAAGCUCGUAAUGAAAUCAAUCUGCUAGGGUACAAACCAUCGGUGAUCGCAGCAACGGCUCUUCUUCUGGCAUGUCAUGAGCUAUUCCCGUUGCAGUUUCCUUUUUUCAAAACCUCAAUUUUGUCUUGUGAAUAUGUAAACAAAGAGAUGGUGCUGAAAUGCUUUAAUGCGAUGCAAGAGAUGGUGAGUAACGAAGUGAGCGAAUCAAUGGUAGAUGUGGUGUCAAGCUCAAGCACAAGAACCCCAGUAAGUGUAUUGGACUGCCACUGCAACAAAUCAGAAAGCGAGAGUGCCAACAGCCACCGUUACGACUGAGCGUCGCAAACUGAA
Molecule: messenger RNA, 1002 nt
Organism: Hibiscus syriacus
Lineage: Eukaryota; Viridiplantae; Streptophyta; Magnoliopsida; Malvales; Malvaceae
Product: putative cyclin-D6-1
Exons: 6
Coding region: 121-987 (288 amino acids)
Biological process (GO): regulation of cyclin-dependent protein serine/threonine kinase activity; mitotic cell cycle phase transition
Cellular component (GO): nucleus; cytoplasm; cyclin-dependent protein kinase holoenzyme complex
Molecular function (GO): cyclin-dependent protein serine/threonine kinase regulator activity
Source: RefSeq, a predicted model, not a curated record